Podarcis muralis (Common wall lizard) is the source of this 8498-nucleotide messenger RNA. Lineage: Eukaryota; Metazoa; Chordata; Lepidosauria; Squamata; Lacertidae. The record is from RefSeq and is a predicted model, not a curated record.
GGUCGCACCGGAGGCGGCGAAGUCCCCGCCGGGCUUUCCUCCGCCGUUGGCGCCGGUUUCCCAGAAGGCCGCGCGGCGGCGGCAGCUGGGGCGCCCGUUGCUAAGCAGCGGGAAGCGGGCUCGGGGGGCCUAGACGGGAGAUGAAGCAGAGGAAGGCCAAGGCGGCUGGCCCGGCCCGGCCGGGGUCCGGCCGGAAGAAGAAAGACGUCAGUGAUAUCUCCCCCUCUACAAGUUUGCCUCCACUUGUAGAAGGACAACUGCGCUGCUUUCUGAAGCUGACCAUUAGCAAAAUCUUAUGGAUGGUUGCCAAGCCACCUGCUUCCUUCCUUAUCCGGGUGAGGUGGUGGGGAGAAACCUCAGACGGGACAGCCUUUGUUCCCCGGGAUACCUCGCAGGCCGAGCAAAAAACCCUCAAAACUACAACCCGCUACCCAGUUCGGUGUGGACCAAAACAGUUUGUCUCCUAUCUGACAGAUAUGGGUGCUCUUGUCCUGGAAGUAAUGGCCAAACCAAAUCACCUUCCAAUUGGCCGGGUGCAAAUCAAUGGGCUGGCACAGCUCUCUCCAAGUCACCCAAUCAGCGGAUUUUUCACCAUUGUCUCACCGACAUCUGAGAAGAUGGGAGAGCUGCAGGUAUCGCUUGUUCUCGAACCGCUGUCUGAAACCUAUGACAGCAACAGCUCCGUCCCAAACACAGACGUCAGCUUCAGUGCUGGUUUGUCAGUCCGGGGAACCAAAGAAACGGCUGACUCUAACCCAUUCCUUGUACCCUCGCAGCCUCACAGGCCGGCUAGCACGAAUAUCAUUGGAAGAGAGUCCACUAGCAGUAGUAGGGCCACCACACCAAGGGGCAAGGAUCACUUGUACUUUCAGGAGAACUCCGAGAACCUAAAAGAAGGGUUUUUUCGACCUCAGCACCACCACCUCCAAGGGCACAGUGAUUCCGUCAAUGCAAAUGAUCCCAAACAACAAGGGUUGUUUUCCGGUGGCUCUGAUCUUGAGGCUCAAGUGAGAUUGGCUAAGGAAAGUCCCAAACCUGCCCAUGUUCUUUCUUGCAACAACCCACCCACAAAAGAUCUCCUUUCAGCCCUUUUGGAUAGAGGCAAUAGACUCCGAAACGCUAUGGUAGUGUCUGCAAUGACAUCGAAUCCAGACCCUGAUAUACAGCUUUAUGAACUUCAGCCCAUGAAGCAGGACGUCUCCAAACUAGUUGAAAAGAAUCUUAAAAACCUGCACCCUGGCCUCAUAUCUGCCGUUGAAGAGCCUCUUCAGCCACUGCCUGAUGGCUCAGAAUUUGAUUUACAUGCUGAAAACAGAGCAAUCCAGCUCUUGCUGGGCAGUUCUGGUUCUUCCCCUCUGCGCCUUUUGGAUGGUACAGGCUCUCCCCUGGAAUGUAUCUCUCCUGGGAGUGAGGUGUACGACAGUGAGCUGAACGACCCCCACUAUGACCAGAGCCUGCUGGAAAACUUGUUCUACACAGCUCGAAAGUCCGACAGCAGCUUAAGUGACUUCCUCAGUGACGAGGAAGAUGCUGUUGCCUCCGGAAAACUAAACAAGUCGCAGAACAGCAAGUGUCGGAGAUCAAACAAGGCUUCAGAGUCUAGCCCCUUGGGUCAGAAAGGGACUCGGGAGACAAAACCCAGCCAUUCUCCCGCUGGGCCGCUUUCUCUUCAUGAGGCUUCCAUGGAAUCUACAGAGGAAACACGAGCUGUCAACUUGAGCCUUGACAGACUGGCAGUGCUGGGCCGGGUCCGAUUAGCUAGAGCAGUUGUGGAGAGCCUAAAGGUGCCCCCUGAAAACAUCACUCCAGGCAAAAAACGUUCAACUGGAAAGCCUCCCAGGCCAGCGUUGGCCAAAAAGAGGACAUUCUUUGUCGAGUUUCACUUUCCAGUGGGAGCUUCAAAGAUUGGAGCAGAGCAGGCCGCCAUAACGACAGAAAUAGUUCGGAUAGCGUCAAGUAAAAUCUCGGGGGAAGUGGUGAAGUUUCAACAGCGGUACGUGUUCCCCGUUCACUUCAGUGGCACAAUGAUAACCCACUGGUGGAACUCGGACCUUGAGUUUCACGUCUACUCAAAACAAGGCACACAAAGAAAGCCCCUGUUGAUUGGCUCAGCCGUUUUCCCGCUGCGAGACAUAAUUCAGUCUGAGCAACUAACGGUCAGCCGUGAACUGCCUGUGAAAGAAGUCGGAGGUCCAGCCCAGCUGGGGCCUUUGAAGGUGUCAUUGGAACUUGCAGCUGAUAAUAAAGAUUUCUCCAGCACCAGUACCAAGGCAGCGAAUGGGGCACCACAAGCUCCAGUUCACACCAUCAGGAGUCCCGGCGUCAAGUUUCAAGAAGUUGGCAGGAGCACCACUCCUGCUGGAAGCCCCCCAGUCUUGAAGCAAACUAAUUGCCAGCUCCCAAAGAGGAACCAAGAGUCUUCACCUGCAGUAUCAGAAAGGGCCAACGUUGGCGUGAGUCAGCUCUCAGUCCCCAUGCCCGUCUCCCGUAACCUCCUGAACCAGCUGUGUGCAUCAGAAGAAGAAGGUUUGCUGUUGCACGUACUCUUGAUGGUCCCAGAAGGGAAGGUCUUUGUGCCCAAAGAUGCUGGAUUUCAUGGCUCUUGUAACGUGUAUCUAAACUGCAAGCUCUUCAGCACAGAAGAAGCCACAAGGUCUGCUGUGAUAUGGGGGACCACACAACCCAUCUUCCAGUUUUCUCAGGUAACUCCUAUUUCACUGACAUCAAAACAUCUGGAGAGGCUGAAGAACAAUGUGAUGGUCAUAGAAGCCUGGAACAAGGUGUGCAUUCCAGGAGGAGAUGCCCUACUAGGACUGGUGAAGCUUCCACUGCAUCAGUUCUACGUUUCAUUCAAGGACCCCAAGAUAUCCAGCCUGCUACUUCAGGCUCAGUAUCCGGUGCUGGCUGUAGAUGGCUCCAUGCCCGUGGUGGACGUCUUCACCGGCAGCAAAAAGGGGAGCCUGAAGGUCAUUCUGGCCAUGGGCUCCGCGGAGCAGAUCGCGGCACUGCAGAGGCUCAAGAACGAGGAAGGAAUGGCACCUCCUGUGGCAAUGCGCCCUCCACAUUCUCUGGACUCUCUUGCCAUGCCUCUUCCAAAGCAGUCAGGCAGAGAAAAGGAAGGGAUGAUGGAGCACGUUUUUGAGAUCCACAUUGAGAGCGUCAAAGGGCUCACUCCCCUCCAGUCCACAGUCUGGGGAGAGGCUGACUGUUAUGUGCAGUACCACUUUCCAGUUCAGGAGUCCGACGUACUGCGUGGGACAGAGUUCUGUGAGAAUGGCCUUGCGUUAAAGCCUUUCCGCUCGACAACCACCUUGUGCGUCCCUGACCCCAACUUUGGCGACGAGCGUCAUCACUCCUUGAUGGUCCCUGCUGAUGUCCCUGUCCAAAGGCUGCUGCUCAGCUCUUUCUCUGCCCAGGGCUUAGGAGGAGGAGGAGGGAUCCAGUUUGAAAUCUGGUGCAGGUAUUACUACCCGAACGUCCGAGACCAGAUGGUAGCCAGGGGGACCUUGCCGCUGUCCCGCCUGUGUGCCAUGGUGACCAUGCAAUACCGAGAGGACGUGGGCAUCCAGACCUUCAGUCUACCCUUAAUCCCAAGGACUGAGAGUGCAGGGGAACCCCAUCCCCGUUCCUCAGGUUUUCUUGAUGUGAGCGUAAAAUACAGGCGCUCCCUGAAAGCGACGGAAGGCAUCCUGGCAGCUCAAGCAGUUUCUAUUUCCGUUCAGAUACACUUUGCAGCUGGUUUGCAGGCAGCAGCCAGAGCCGUGGCAGAAAAGAACCCUUCGCUCCAGUGCAGUGCAGAAGUUGGAGUGAACGCUUACGUCUCCGUGCACCUGCCCUUCCUCCCCGAAUCUGAGAGGCGCAACACCCGAGCCGUGGCUCGCACUUUCUGCCCAGAAUUCGAGCACCACACGGAGUUCCCGUGCAACCUCGUGGUCCAGAGAAGCAGUGGAGAAGCCUGUUCCCUGGGGGAGCUGUUGCAGAUUUCGGAGAUAGUCUUUUCCGUCUUUCACAAGAGCCUGAACUCAGCACCAUAUGGAACAAAAACCCAGGCUUCGCGGGAUUACCUUCUGGGAACUGCCAAGAUUCCAACCAGAGACCUGUUGAACAGAAGAUCAGGUAUUCGAGGCUGGUUCCCAAUAACUCUGCCGGAGGAUCUGGUCCCUGCUCAUUGUGCAGACAUCCUGCAAACCAUAGUUGGAGGCUUGGAGCUUUCUGUCACCUUUGCCCAUCCUGGGGACCGGCAGCGUGUCCUGGAUGCGGCUAAACUUUUAGGCUGGAAUUUGAAGGAAGCCAGCGCUGAGCGCCUGCAGGACGACAGUGAGGACGAAUGCCAGCCUACUCCAAACACUGCAGCCGUGGCCAUUUCCAUCCCUCGGCUGUGGCUACCAGUGCAGUGUGUGCUACUUGCAGGAGAGACGCACCUAAACAAAAGCGUCCAUUGCUACCUCCGCUAUAAGCUGUAUGACCAAGAAGCCACGUGGACGUCUCUUAGGAGGCCCAAAUUAGCCGAAGACCAGAAGCACGUGACCGUGAGCUUCAAGAAAAGCAAAGAAAUGGAUCUGCCGUUGAGCCAAGCCUUACUGUGGUACUUCAAGGAGGAGAGGCUGGAGGUCCAGGCGUGGCGAGCCUAUGGGAACGAGAGCAACACUGAGAGGCCCCUGGAUACCGAUCGACAGAUUGGGUCGGCCUAUGUGGACCUUGCCGCGCUCGGGGAGAGCUCAAGGGGGAAAAGGACCGUUAGUGGUAUGUUCACUAGCAGCCUAAAAAACGUUGGGCAGCUUUGGGGCUCAAUCCAUCAAUUGCCAUCCAACCCGUUGUCUUUGCUUUCUCCUUUGAUGUCUUCCCCCUGUUCCGGCCGCAAUUCUUCAACUUGUUGGGAGCCGUCCGUGCGCAAUCCACAAUUGCUGGCGGGCUCCAAAAGCCCCUCCUCCAGACCUGAUGUUUCCGAAGAUGGCAGCAGUGGCAUCAGUGACCAUGAGGAAAGGCAGAAGGAGCCUGAGCAAGAUUUGAAACCCGAUCAGACCUCCGUUGUGGAAACCCUCAGCGAGAAACCAUCCAAGGAGUCUCCCCACACAGUGGGUCAGGAGCAGACAUUUGCCGUCAGCAUCCUUGUGGAAAGGGCCAUGCACUUGAGCUUAAAAGGGAGUCCUCUCACUGAACGUGGGGUCGUGGCACCCAGUAGCUACGUGUCCUUUGUCGCUGCCGAUGCUGAUAAUCCUGUUGCCACAGAAAUAGUUGAAAAUUCCGACUCGCCUGUUUGGGACUUUCAGCAGCAGACCAGACUCUCCAAAGAGCUUCUGUUGGAUCCUCAGCAAACUCUGGUCUUUAAAGUGUGGCACAAAGCAGAUGUUGAACGGGUGAUAGGAUUUGCCUCUGUGGAUCUCUCCCCCCUCCUUUCCGGCUUCCAGUUAGUCUGUGGCUGGUACAACAUCACAGACUUCAGCGGACAGUGUCAGGGGCAGAUCAAAGUCGCCGUUUCCCCCCUCGAAAAUAUAACCCAUCUCAAAGAAGAGAGACAGGCAAGAAGCCAGUCCAAAGCUUCAGGAACAUCAAUUCCAGCCACCAGCUCUUUUGCCCUCCAAGCGCAGGACUUGUACACUGCCUUCCCCAGCUUCUCCACAAGAGGCACCAGCGAACAUCUAAAGUCCCCAUUGAAGGGCACUGAUGCCACCAGUCUGGAGAGCAGGACUGGGUCCUUGGGGUCCUGGACGCCCCGUCAUGAAGAGCACGUGAAGAACAUCCGCCGAUUCCACGAGUCGCUGCAGCAGGCAGAAAGCAGCACGUCCCAGUUGGGAAGGCUGGAUUCCCUUUCCCACUCCUCACGCACUUCCCUUCUCAGAACUCUCAGGAAAAACCUGAGUGAGCUGGAUGAGAUUCAGAGGUACUUCAGUCAAAAGCUCACCAAACCUCAUCCCGACUUGGGUUCUCCACGGAGAAACACGGACGACCUGGGCGCCAGUCACCAAAGCCCCGCCUCCAUGGUGGCAGAUUCGGAAGGACGCCAUCUGCUGGAGAAAUCCAGUCACCUGGUUUCUCAAGUCAGCAGCCUGAUUGCUGACCUGCAGAACAACAUGGGGAAGAAUGCCGAAGGAUCUGUGGGCGCCUGUGUGGAUGGCAGCCGGUGCUCAAGCGCUACUGCCUCCCACGGCGAGGAUGGUCUUCACGAAACAGAAGAUGCUGCCAGGGCUGAGGUUCCCAAAGCCCAUCCGAGGAGCGAACCUUCAAGCACCUGUGUCGACAAAGAGCCUUCUCUCCCUCUGGGCGAACCCCCUUACGGGGUAGGCAUGCUGUACAAAUUCCUUGGCCAAGCCAAUUCCCAAAGCAGCCGUCCCUUAACUGCUUUUACCCAGAAAGGCGAAGGCGCUACGCAGUCUCACAGUGAGGAGGAGGAAGAGGAAGAGUACGAGGAGGACGUCAUAGAACCAAGAACGCUGAACGAAAUCACCACCAUGACGGACAGAACCAGCCCUUGGUCCAGCCUUGUCUCUGAACCAGAGCAUGAUCUUGCGAUCAUGAGCACCGCUGGCCAGCUUGCAGGGACUGCUGAACAUGCGCUGAAAGAAGGCAGCGUCAGAAGCAGCCCCGUGUCCAGCGUCACCCAAGACGACCCUCUGAGCGUGCCCAGCAGCGCCAGAUCCAGCAACAGCCCCUUGAGAGAAGACGGGGAUGACGGACAUGUGAGGAGGCAGGACCUUGAGGGUAGUCUGGAAGAGUUCUUGCCACCUGCUCCCAUCUCCACCGUGAGCCACACAAAGGAUGAGGUUGCAGAAGAGCGAAGGGAAGAUGACGGAAGAGUGCAGGAAAUCGGGGGCAAGAUAGUGGAAGAGGAACCACUUAUUCCAUGUGGCGGUGGCGGUGAUGGAGACUUUGCAGCAGCUAAGCACCGUGCUCCAGAGACGGGAGAGGGCAAGUUGGGCUUAGAGACCGGCCCCCGAGGUGAGGAAGGAAGGCGUUUGAGCGAAGAGCCCAGUGUAGUCCUAUCUGACCCCGUGGUCGUCCCCAACUUCUUCCUUCCACCGCAGCAUCUGGAAGCCUCCAUGCGACUGCUCAGCAUCACUCCUCCUACUCCACUGGCCACUGCUGUUAAAGCUGGAAGUGGCGCCGCCGUUGCUGCUGCUGCCGGGAGAAUCCCUAACCAAGGCCGGCCCGUCACAACCCGAGCCUGACGCCAGACGAGCUCCCUGAAAAGGAAAUGAGAAGGAUCGCUCGGAUAUUUUCAGCCCAGUUCUCCAAAAAGCAGUAGCGGAACGAGGGGGGCAGGGAGGCCCGUCAGUGAUGGCUCAUUUGGGCCGUAGCAAGCACGCGUCCUAAGGAGAAAAAUUAUUCUUGAAGCACAUGCCCCUUCUGAAUUUGUAUGGGAGUUCUGAGCCCGGUGUGAAAGCGGGAGACACAUCUGUUGCUAUAUGCCAGAGAUUCAGCCUGCCCUCUUCCUGAGCCUCAUACGAGGUCUGUCCAUUCCUCCUAGAAGGACGCGUGGCAUUAGUCAAAUAAGCCAAGGAAUUAGGUGACAGGUAACGUCAACGGCAGAUCCCUGCCUACCCUCCGGAUCCGAGCUCUGCCAGGAGCUACAGUUCCAUUCUCACUCCGUCCUGCGUUCAGCUCCAUCUCCUAGCCUGUGUUCUUACCCCAGGAGCUGUUGCGGCAGUGCUGCUCCUUCCCUCCCUAUACCAAGUAACGUGAGAGGCCUUACACCAUUCUGGAGAUUUGCCCUGGGUGUCCUUCCUAUCAUUGCGCCGGGUUCCCAGUUUCCCAGAGGGCAGUGCUGGUGUGGGGAAGGAGCUACAGUAAAGUCUGGGGCUGGUCAGACUUCCACCCUGGCCGCCCAAGAGGUAGCAGCAACUGUUCCACCCUUGUAGGCCUGGGAUUCGUGUGACAUCUCACCCGCUUGGAGGCCAUGAAGUUUGCUUCAUUGUUUUUCAAACAGGACAGAAACGCCUUUCCAAGCAGAAGCAGACAGUGCCUGAGAGUCUAGCAUGAGCGAUGAAAGUUGCCGCGGUGCAUUUCUUAUCCUCGCAGUCCUUUAGAACGCAGCCCAGGGUUACGGGUCUCAUGUAUAUCUGGGUACACUUGACAACGUGCAAAAGGGGAAUGCAAAGGACCCUGGGCUCAGACGAAAACCUUGCUGUAGCUGCUCUUUCUUGCUGAGUUUCGUGAACUGCCUGUGAACGUGGGAGACUUGCCCAGCAUAGUCCCUCCAUUUGCAAAAGCUAAAUGCACACAAAGUAGGUUGUGCACGUUGUCCACCAGGAUCAGAACUGUUUAUAUGCAAAUAAAAUUGUUGCACUUUUUUGUUAAAAUACAGGCAAUAUUGUGGAUAUAAAUAUCUUCACGUAUUUACAUAUAUAUAUUUUUAAGUCAGUUUUUUAAAAAGCACACCGGGCCUUGAAAAGUAUCCGCCCUAAAGGGAAAUCAUGCUAAUUUAUUUGUAAAGAGUUUUUUAAAGACUUGCAAGUCUCUCUGUCUUUUUUUACAAUAAAACGGCAUUUAUAUUUUUGUGA